AUGGUGGCCUGUGAUGGGGCAGAGUGUCAAAGGGAGUGGUUUCACUUGGAAUGCGUGGGUUUAGAACACGAGCCUAAGGGCUCCGGUAAGUUGAUUUCAAGUUUUAAUCUCCAUACUGGCUAUCUGGGUAAGAGAAGGGCUAACCAUAACAAACAGCGAAAUGGUAUUGUGAUGAAUGCAAGGAGCGAUGGCGGAUAUGUAGACUUUUAUACCGUCGAAUGUACCUAG
Molecule: messenger RNA, 228 nt
Organism: Podospora bellae-mahoneyi
Lineage: Eukaryota; Fungi; Ascomycota; Sordariomycetes; Sordariales; Podosporaceae
Exons: 1
Coding region: 1-228 (75 amino acids)
Biological process (GO): regulation of DNA-templated transcription
Cellular component (GO): nucleus; histone acetyltransferase complex
Molecular function (GO): histone acetyltransferase activity
Source: RefSeq, a predicted model, not a curated record